This is a messenger RNA of Caretta caretta (loggerhead turtle), 5910 nucleotides long. NCBI's taxonomy places the organism in Eukaryota, Metazoa, Chordata, Testudines, Cheloniidae. The record is from RefSeq and is a predicted model, not a curated record.
UUAGCGCCUCCUAUUUUAACUCGCUCCCUCCUCCUCCGGGUCCUCCGCUGUUGUUAUGCCCCGCUUCUUCGCCCCCUCCCGCCCGCGGGUGUCUCCCUCCCUUGCCCGGCGCUGCGCUCCGCGGAUCCUGCUGCCGCCGCCGCUGCUCCCCUCCCGUAUUGUUUGGCUGGGUGUCUCUAAUGGCGGACAGGAGGCGGCAGUGCUGCCGGCCGACUGCAGGGGGGCAAACCCGAGACCCGGGGCAACUGCUGAGGGAGCGUGCGGGGCGCAAGGGCGUUAUUCCAGCCCAGAGGGGUGGCUGCUGAGGGCUCUGUGCCCCCCGCGGCCGGGGACUCCGCUGAGGGGCUGUUCGGGCAAGUUAGCAGGACAUUUCAACCAAGCACAUCAAGUUAAUUGGUAUAAGAGGAAUAGACCCUACACUGGAGCACUUGAGAGCAACUUAUUAAGCUUAUCUGGAAUGGACAGAAGUUCUCUGGGAGGAUUAGAACUGUCUGAACAUACUUCUGGUUUACUAGGAACUACUGCCAUGGCAACCGGUCUUGCAAAUAUAGGAAAUUCUUUUGGAGGUCCGCCUAAUACUCUAGUUUCUAGAACUAAUAAAUUCCAAAACCCAUCUAUAGAAGAUGAUGAUGAUGUUGUUUUUAUUGAACCAAUUCAACCUCCACAGACUUCUACAUCACUGAUAUCUGAUCAGAGAAAUACUGCAUUUAUUUCAUUAAAAAGCGACGAGCUUCAAGGAAAUGAUUCCAAAAUGCUUCCUCCUUCAAAAGACUUAAGUUCUCAAAAGGGAAGUAUAAGUGAGACAAUUAUUAUUGAUGAUGAAGAAGAUAUUGAAACAAAUCCAGGACAAGAGAAGAAUGCUUCCAAUUUUAAUGAACGAAGACUUCCAGAGUGUAAAAAUAGAUCCAGCGAUAUGGAAUUCUCAGCUUCCAGUUUUUCAAGAAGUAAGGUAAAUGCAGGAAUAGGUAAUAGUGGUAUAACCACAGAACCAGACUCUGAAAUUCAGAUUGCUAAUGUUACCACGUUAGAAACAGGUAUGAGCUCUGUGAAUGAUGGUCAUUUAGAAAAUACUGAAGGGCGUGACAUGAACUUAAUGAUUACACAUGUAACAUCACUGCAGAAUACCAACUUGGGAGAUGUGUCUAACGGACUGCAGUCAAGUAAUUUUGGUGUUAAUAUACAAACAUACACCCCAUCUUUAACUUCACAGACCAAGACUGGUGUAGGACCUUUCAAUCCUGGUAGAAUGAAUGUGGCUGGAGAUGUGUUUCAAAAUGGAGAAUCUGUGACUCAUCACAGUCCUGAUUCCUGGAUAUCCCAGUCAGCUUCAUUCCCUAGAAAUCAGAAGCAACCAGGUGUGGAUUCCUUGUCACCAGUGGCCUCCCUUCCUAAACAGAUUUUUCAGCCGUCUGCACAACAACAACCUUCUAAACAGGUUAAAGUCACAUGUGCAAAUUGUAAAAAACCCUUGCAGAAGGGACAGACUGCAUAUCAGCGCAAAGGAUCAGCUCACCUAUUUUGUUCCACUGCCUGCCUCUCAUCAUUCUCGCAUAAACCUGCUCCAAAGAAACUCUGUGUUAUGUGCAAAAACACAGAAUACGAAGUGAGACGUUCACACAGCACUUUUGUAGCUGGCAUUGCAAGAGAUAUAACAACAAUGAAAGGCACCAUUGUUGCUCAAGUUGAUUCCAGUGAGUCUUUCCAGGAAUUUUGCAGUACAUCAUGUUUGUCCUUCUAUGAAGACAAGCAUAAUCCCUCAAAAGGAAUCUUGAAUAAGUCAAGAUGCACUAUCUGUGGUAAACUAACUGAGAUUCGCCAUGAAGUUAGCUUUAAGAACAUGACUCAUAAGCUGUGUAGUGACCACUGCUUCAAUAGAUACAGAAUGGCGAAUGGUUUAAUAAUGAAUUGCUGUGAACAUUGUGGGGAGUACUUGCCCAGUAAAGGAGCUGGAAACAAUAUUCUUACGAUUGACGGUCAGCAGAAAAGAUUCUGCUGCCAAAACUGCGUUGGUGAAUAUAAACAGAAAUAUGGCAAAUUAACAACUUGUACUGGUUGCAGAGCUCAGUGCAGGUUUUUUGAAAUGACUCAGUGCAUAGGACCUAAUGGAUAUAUGGAGCCAUACUGCUCAACUGCAUGCAUGAACACACACAAAGCAAAAUAUGCAAAAUCACAAAGUAUGGGAAUUAUUUGCCACUUUUGUAAACGAAACACUUUACCUCAAUAUCAAGCCACAAUGCCUGAUGGAAAACUGUACAACUUUUGCAGUUCCAGUUGUGUAGCUAAAUUUCAGACUCUUAGUGUGCAGUCUUCAACCAAUGGUCAGUUUGUGUCUCCAAGUGACAUUCAACUGAAAUGCAAUUAUUGCAAAGGUUCUUUUUGUUCAAAGCCAGAAGUACUGGAGUGGGAGAACAAAGUAUUCCAGUUCUGCAGCAGAACUUGUUCUGAUGAUUAUAAGAAACUGCACUGCAUAGUUACAUACUGUGAAUACUGCCAAGAGGAGAAAACUCUGCACGAAAUGGUGAAUUUCUCCGGUAUCAAAAGACCAUUCUGUAGUGAAGGAUGCAAGCUGCUAUAUAAACAAGAUUUUGCAAGACGGUUAGGACUGAGAUGUGUUACUUGUAAUUACUGCUCACAGCUCUGUAAAAAGGGAGCUACUAAGGAACUAGAUGGUGUAAUAAGAGAUUUCUGCAGUGAAGAGUGCUGUAAAAAAUUUCAAGACUGGUACUUCAAGGCUGCCAGGUGUGACUGUUGUAAGUCUCAAGGAACUCUCAAAGAAAAAGUACAGUGGCGUGGAGAAAUGAAACAUUUCUGUGAUCAGCACUGCUUACUACGUUUCUACUGUCAACAAAAUGAACCUAAUAUGGCAACACAAAAAGGACCUGAAAAUUUGCAUUAUGAUCAGGGUUGUCAAAUUUCCCGAACAAAAAUGACAGGUUCAGCGCCACCCCCUUCUCCCACAGUUAACAAGGAGAUGAAGAACAAGGCAAUUCUUUGCAAACCUUUGACAAUGACAAAAGCAACAUACUGUAAACCUCACAUGCAGACAAAAUGUUGUCAGACAGAAGAUGAUUGGAAGAAAGAAUAUGUCCCAGUGCCUGUUCCUGUACCUGUUUAUGUUCCGGUACCCAUGCACAUGUAUAGUCAAAAUGUUCCUGUUCCAGCAAUGGUUCCUGUUCCAGUGCCAGUUCCAGUUUUUCUGCCCACCACUCUGGAUAGCAAUGAGAAGAUCCUUGCAGCAAUAGAAGAGCUGAGGGGUAAAGUUCCUUCAAAUCCUCUGGAGGCUGAGCUACUGACUAUAGCUGAGAUGAUGCCUGAAGAUGAUGGAAAAACAGAGUCUACAGAUUUGAACACGGCUGAAGAGCUUGAUACAGAAAAUGAAUUUUUGCUGCCUCUUGUCUUUGGGGAAGAAUAUGAGGAACAGCCAAGACCUCGACCUAAAAAGAAGGGAGUGAAGAGAAAAGCAGUGUCAGAAUACCAGUCUCAUGAUGAUAGCUCUGAGAAUUCAGAGUGUAGUUUUCCUUUCAAAUAUGCAUAUGGUGUAAAUGCGUGGAAACACUGGGUAAAAACUAGGAGUCUAGAUGAAGAUCUGCCAGUAUUAGAGGAACUGAAAUCAACAAAGUCUGUGAAAUUAAAGGAAGAUCUGCUAUUGCAUACUGUAGCUGAGCUAAACUAUGGCUUGGCAUGUUUUGUCAAUGAAAUUCGAAGACCAAAUGGAGAGAACUAUACACCUGACAGCAUCUAUUAUCUGUGUCUUGGGAUUCAGGAGUACUUGUAUGGAAGCAAUCGAAAAGACAAUAUAUUUGUUAAUCCAAGCUACCAGACAUUUGAGCAGGAAUUAAAUAAAAUCCUUAAAAGUUGGCAACCAAGCAUACUUCCAGAUGGGUCAAUAUUCUCUCGAGUUGAAGAAGAUUAUCUUUGGAGGAUAAAACAGCUAGGAUCACACUCUCCAUUUGCUCUUCUGAAUACACUGUUCUACUUUAACACUAAAUAUUUUGGCCUGAAAACAGUGGAGCAGCACUUAAGACUUUCCUUUGGCACUGUUUUUAGACAGUGGAAAAAAAAUCCUCGAACAAUGGACAGCAAAGCUUGUCUUCGAUAUCAAGUUUCUUCCCUUUGUGGAGCUGAUAGUGAAGAUAAAAUUACUACUGGAAAAAGGAAACAUGAAGAUGAUGAGCCAGUGUUUGAACAAAUUGAAAACACAUCAAAUCCUGCUAGAUGUCCUGUGAAAAUGUUUGAGUGCUAUCUAUCUAAGAGCCCACAGAAUCUUAAUCAGAGAAUGGAUGUGUUCUAUUUACAACCGGAAUGCUCCGUUUCCUCAGAUAGCCCUGUCUGGUAUACUUCCACUUCACUGGACCGCAACACUUUGGAACACAUGCUCGUACGGGUUCUUUUAGUAAAAGAUAUUUAUGAUAAAGACAGUUAUGAACUGGAUGAAGAUAUAGAUUAAAACAAACUUCCAAAAGCUGUCAGGAAAAACAAAACAGCAUUAGAUAGUCAUGCUGCUAGAUCUUUAUUAUGGAAACCAUUUCAAGUUUACUCUUCGUUUUAUGAGUUUUGUAGCAGUGUACCCUGACCUGGGUAUUACCAUGUAAAUAAUCCGUGAGUGAAAGUUGCCAUUAUCCUACGUAGUGAUUUUAGGAUACUUAACAAACACAUUCAAAUUCUUUUUUUUUUUUUAUUAUUUAUUUGAUUAGGUAUGUUUGUAACUUUUUACAUUGCAAAAUAUGAAUGAGAAUGUGCCAUGUGUAAUUUUUUUUCUUGUAGUAAGAAACAUCCAUAUUGCACAGCUCUACUGUUGCAAGCUUCCUUGAAAGGAGGCUCUUUUACUGGGUUCUUCAACCAGAUGGUUGUGUAUGGGUAGCACUACUAAAGUUUAGAACUUGCUGUGUCUUUCAGAAUUUUUAAAUAAAUUGUAAACUAUUAGGUUUUUUACUUUUUAGUUACUGAAGCCUUAUAAGGUUAUGUAGAGAGAUUCCAUCUUAUGUACCAAAAAUAGACAAAAGAGAAUGCUGUCAAUAUUGGUGUACUGUAAUGUGAAUCUAUAUUGGUGAAAACAACUUUUUUGUUGCCCUUAUUAAAACCUUAGUGUCCUUUCCUUAUUUGUGACUCUCUGAAUUGCCCCUUCAAAUAAAAUAUAUAUUAAAAAUGACAUAAGCGUAAGGCAUGUGAUCAUCUAGACAUUUAUUUUGUAAAAAUGUCUGAUGGCAAUGCUGUAAUUUUCUUUUCCAUUUUUAUUUUGCCAAACAUAAAUGCUGGUACCCCAUAUUUCUGUACAUCAGUCCUUCAUAGCCUUAGCAAAAGGGACUUUAAUGCAGUAUUACAAAAAGUAAUACAGUGUACUACAUUUUUAAACUUUUUUCAUUUGUCAUUGCUAUGCUGUACUUAAAUAUAACUAACAUUUGAUUGGGUUGUCAGAGUUCUUUUAACUAAUGUCUCCAUUAAAAAAACAGAAGACACAUGAAGUGGCAGAAAGUCAAAAGAUAAUUUUUAAAACAUCUGCUGUCCUUUGUUCUAUGUCUGUUCAAUAUAUUUAUUUUGCAUAAGGAAUCUGAUUUCCAGAUGUAUAUGUUUAGCCUCUGAAGUUUUGUUUGUUCCCUGCUCUUGUUUGACUAAUGCAGGCAAUAUGGUGGUUUGUGCAAUGAUAUUUCCUGUGGUACUCAAGAAAUCAUAGUACAGCAUUCUACUAUAAAGUAGGUAAUUGGUAUGGUAUUCCUAAUGAUUUAAGAAUCUAGUGAUAAGAAUCAAUUAUUGCUGAGAUGAAAGAAAGAAAAUGGUUUUUAUAGAUCUGAUCGCCAUGAGAUUCAUUUCCUGCAAAGAUGCACAACUUUUUCAUUUUCCUUUAUUAUAGAAGAAUGGAUAUAGGGAUGCUUGCUGCUAGUGCUUUUGUUUUGAUAAAGAAAUUUAUUUAAA